Molecule: messenger RNA, 4691 nt
Organism: Otolemur garnettii (small-eared galago)
Lineage: Eukaryota; Metazoa; Chordata; Mammalia; Primates; Galagidae
Product: KIAA0586 ortholog
Exons: 30
Coding region: 229-4500 (1423 amino acids)
Biological process (GO): smoothened signaling pathway
Cellular component (GO): ciliary basal body; centriole
Source: RefSeq, a predicted model, not a curated record
AACUGAAGCUGUGGUCAGAUGAGACCUGGGACCGGGUGGUUGCUGGGCGUCCGGGAGUUCCAACGGGGUGAAUUUAGGUGUCCCACGGUUACAUCUAGAAGGCUAUCCCCCCUCGCUCACUCCACCCCUCGGUCCUCAAGGAGUUGAAAGUUUUGUUUCGAAGUCAUAUAGACGUACAAGAACGUUCUUUCUGUCAAAACUGCGAGACUAAGUUUUGUUACCAACAAUAUGAAAGGCUCUGAGGUUAGCCCGGAAAAAAAGAAAAGGGAUACAAUGCCAGCGAGAAGACUUCGUGAGGUAGUUUCUCCAAAUCAUGGAGAUAAUUUGGCUUUGCUGAAAGAUGAGAUACCCUUUGUUCCUCCAGCUUUGUCUGCAUAUAAACGUCUUCCUGCUAGAACAAGGACUACCUUAAAUGGAACAUCAUGUGGUUCAUCAGCCUUAACUGCUGCUAGAAAUUAUCACCAGUCUCCAUUAGAAAAUCCCGCUGCAUCAGAAAGUGGUUUUUCUAAAGACACUGCAAUUCAAGGAUUACCUUUGGAUAAAACAGAAGAGAGCAACAGACAAAAAGCAAAUGACGUCUUUAUUUCUCAGUACACAACAGGACAGAAGGAUGCUGUAAGAACAGCUUUAAAGCAAAAAGUUCAAAGCAUGCCUGUUUUUAAAGAAGUAAAAGUACAUCUUUUAGAAGACGCAGUCACAGAAAAGGAUGCUAUUGCUCAGGACACUAGAACUUCACCCAGUGGGAUUGAUUCAGCUACAACUGUGGCUGCAGCAACUGCCGCCGCCAUUGCAACAGCAGCACCACUGAUAAAAUUUGCUGAAGAGAAUGUCCUUCGACUCCAUCCAGACAUAGAUUUGGAUAAACAGAAAUCUCCUUUGGAAACACCGGCACCUCGCAGGUUUGCUCCUGUACCUGUUUCAAGGGAUGAUGAACUAUCAAAGAGGGAAAAUGAUGUGGAAGAAAAAGAAAAUAAGGAAAUGUCAGGUCCUAGAGGAAAUGUAAGACUCUUGGAACAAAUUUUGAAUAACAAUGAUUCUUCAAUAAGAAAAAGUGAAUUUACUGAUAAUACCUCAUUAACUAGGUCAAUAGGAUGGAAUCCUGAGAAAAGAGACAGCAUUGCAACUCUACCUUCUCAAAGAUUUCCUUUCUGUGAAGAGCUGGGAGCAGCUAAAGUGACUAUGCAGAAGUCUGAUGAUGUUCUUCAUGAUUUUGGUCAAAAGAGGAAAGAAGCAAAUGGCAUGGUCCAGAAUUACGUUAAUAAGCUUCAAACAACCAAUACGACAAGAUCUAUAUUGAAAGAUGCUGAGAAGAUUUUGAGAGGCGUACAAAACAAUAAAAAAGUACUUGAAGAAAAUCUGGAAGCUAUUAUUCGGGCAAAGGAUGGAGCUGCCAUGUACUCAUUUAUCAAUGCUUUAUCUACCAACAGAGAAAUGUCGGAAAAAAUUAGGAUCAGAAAGACAGUAGAUGAAUGGAUUAAAACUAUUUCUGCAGAAAUUCAGGAUGAACUGGCAAGAAAAGAUUAUGAACAAAGGAAAUUUGAUCAGAAGAAUCAAAGGACUAAGAAAACUCAGAAUUUGAGUAAAGAUCUUAAAACCAACGCACAAGACAAAACCGUAAACAGAUACGUAUUUCCAAGGAAAUAUUCUCAAAAACAAAUAGAAGAGCAUUUUAGAAACCCACCUGUGAAGAGCACACCUCCUUCAGGUUUACAAAAAGAGAGAAAAGAAGGUCUUUUUAAAACAACCACAGUGAUACAAGAUGAAGAUUAUAUGUUCCAAGUGUACGGAAAACCAGUUUAUCAGGGUCACCGCAGCACUCUCAAAAAAGGACCAUAUCUCAGAUUUAAUUCUCCAUCUCCUAAAUCCAGACCACUGAGACCAAAAGUAAUAGAGCAAGUUAAAGGCACUAAAGUCAAGUCAAUAAGAACACAAACUGACUUUUAUGCAGCAAAACCUGUGAAAAUGGAUUCUAAAAUGAAGCACUCCACCAUGACACUGCCUUGUGGAGAUCAGAAGUAUGUGUUCAGUCCAAGCAGGGAAAUGCCUACUGUUUCAGGCACACUGGAGGGGCAUCUCAUUCCUAUGGCAAUUCUUUUAGCACAAACCCAGAGUAAUAGUGAUUCCAUGCCACCUGCUGGAGUAAUUGUAAACAAGCCACACCCCAUAACCGUGACUACUUCUAUUCCUCCAUCAUCUCGAAAAAUAGAAAGUGGAGUAAAGAAACCUAACAUAGCAGUUGUAGAAAUGAAGUCAGAAAAAAAGGAUCCUCCUCAGCUUACUGUACAGGUGCUGCCCAGUGUAGACAUUGAUAGCAUUUCAAGUGGAAGUGCUGAUGCCGAUCCAUCUUUCCCUAGUUCCAAAGAAGCAUCUUUGCCUCCUCUGCAACCCUUGAUACAGGCUCCAGAAAUUCUGAAUGGGGAUGAAGAAGAGGUGAAGUUUCCAGGAACGAACUUUGAUGAAAUAAUUGAUGUCAUUCAGGAAGAAGAAAAAUGUGAUGAAAUUCCAGACUCUGAACCAAUCGUGGAGUUUAACAGAAGUGUAAAAGCGGUUUCUACAAAAUAUAAUGGUCCUCCCUUUCCACCAGUUGCUUCUACUUUUCAGCCCACUGCUGAUAUUUUGGAUAAAAUAAUUGAAAGAAAAGAAACAUUGGAAAAUAGUGUAAUUCAGUGGGUAGAACAAGAAAUAAUGUCGAGAGUCAUCUCUGGGCUCUUCCCAAGUCCACACCAAGCCGAGUCUAGUGUUAGCCUGUCAGUCAGCGAGGCAAGUGAGUUCCCUACGUCUGAUGCUGUGGAAGGAACAAGCCAUGGUGCCCUCCAGCUUUUUGUCGAUGCCGGGGUUCCUGUGAAUUCAGACACCAUUAGCCAUUUUGUGAAUGAAGCUCUCGCUGAGACCAUUGCUGUCAUGCUGGGUGACAGAGAAGCAAAGAGGCAAGGUCCUGCUGCCAUUGGCGCCUGUGGGGAGGUUUCAGCACAUGAAGCCACCUUGCUGGCAAGAGUGUGUACCCCGGUGGCUACCCCACAGCCUACACCGCCUCACUCACCUUCAUCACCUCCUCAAGAGUAUGUGUUGGUAAAAACUCCAGAUUCUUCUCCCUGUGAUUCAGAUCAUAAUGUGGCUCUUCAUGCAAAUGAAAUAUUUGCUGAAAAAGGAAAUGAUAUGCCUACUGUCAUGCUUAUCACUACUCCAGCAGUUACCCCUACUACAACACCACCCCCAGCAGCACCUCUUACCCCAACUUUGUCAGAAAUUUCCAUUGAUAAAUUGAAGGUGUCGAGCCCAGAGCUUCCCAAGCCGUGGGGUGAGGGAGACCUGCCGCUGGAAGAAGAGAACCCUGACCUCCUCCCUGAAGAGCGCCUUCCCCCGACAGCCAUCGUGAUGUCUGUGGCUCAGGAUGAAGAGCCUGACAGUGCCAUGGGUCUCCCUGCUCAGCCUGUACCUCCAGAGCCGGCUCCCUUUGCACCAUCUCCUGCUGCCCCCAAGGUCCCUUCCUCCCUCCAGAUGCCAAGUUCUGACUCAUCAACACUGGAAAGCACCUUGAGUGUCACCAUCACCGAAACAGAAACUUUAGAUAGACCCAUCUCCGAAGGAGAGAUUCUAUUUAGCUGUGGUCAAAAAUUGGCUCCCAAGGUUUUAGGAGAUGGAGGACUGUAUCUAACGAACCUAAAUGACAGUUUAUCCAGCACUCUGCAUGAUGUUCUUGAAAUGGAAGAUGAUUCUCCCAGUGAAGGACAAGUGAUCAGGGUGCCCCAUAAAAGGGUUCCUGCAGAUGCAAUUCUUUCUCUUCUUGCCAAACAAAGCCAGGAAUCAUCAAUUUUACCGCAAGCGGACUAUCAUUCAGAGGACUUGGAAAACAGUGUGGGUGAACUUAGUGAAGGACAGAGGCCCAGGCUGACAGCAGCAGCAGAGCGCAUCUUACUGGGCCAUCCUCUCUGCGUGCAGCAGCCUGUCGCUGCUGCAAACACUUCCCUUCCACAGUGUGAGUCUAAGCCAUUAGCUCAGCAGUUUGAUGCAGUUUCAGAUGGCAUUGAUGAAGAUUCUUGUGCUAGUCGUGGUCCAAUGAGUUUGGAAGAAUUGGAGUUGCAGCCAAAUUCUAACCUGGUUUUCCCCACGACACUUCUGACAGCACAAGAAAGUGAUGUUAAUUUACCAGUAGCAGCUAAAGAUUUUUCUCAGUACCAAAAAAAGCAAGACCAGGAUGUUAAGCAAGCUGAAUACAAGCCAGCACAGAGUUGUUUAAUGCGCGUAAGGAGUAAAUCUGAUAUUUCACUUUCACAGCAACAAGCUUCGCCAAGUGGUAUGGAUCGGACACAAAUAGAGCCCAAUCUGUACCUCACAUCUGCAUUUACAGGUGGUAACGCAGGACCACUCCUCCCUCCGCAGUCACCACCUGCCAAGAUGUCUGUGACACUGCCCUCAGUGAGCCUCGAGGCCCGCUCGCUGUCUCCCAGCAUCAGCACGGCACAGGGGGACACGGAGUCGUCAGGAGCAGACACCUUCUGACCGGGAGUUGAGAGCCUGCAUGGUGUUGAUGCCACUGGUUUGGAAGUCAUUUUACGUUGGUGUAAACCAUCUCCCAGACUAUUUUUGUUGUUGAGCAUAUUCUGAAAAACAUUUCUAGUUUUUUAUUAAACUGAGAAGCAUAAUUGGGGUAUUUAGGUAAAGUUUUGAAAUAAAAUAAAUAUAAAUUCUCA